This is a messenger RNA of Alexandromys fortis (reed vole), 5239 nucleotides long. RefSeq names its product protein tyrosine phosphatase receptor type M (gene Ptprm). Gene Ontology annotation, biological process: protein dephosphorylation. Gene Ontology annotation, molecular function: protein tyrosine phosphatase activity; protein binding. The coding region runs from base 140 to 4555 and encodes 1471 amino acids. The transcript has 32 exons. NCBI's taxonomy places the organism in Eukaryota, Metazoa, Chordata, Mammalia, Rodentia, Cricetidae. Gene Ontology annotation, cellular component: membrane. The record is from RefSeq and is a predicted model, not a curated record.
CUGUUGCCACUUUGGGGUCUGCUGUCUCGCUGCUGUCGCGUCUACGCUGGCAGCCUGCAGCUUAGGCUCGCUUACCCCUCGGCUUCCCGCGUCUACCGGCCGCCGCCGCCCCGAGGCGGCCCGGCGUGCACUCAGGACCAUGAGAACACUUGGGACUUGCCUGGUGACUUUGGCUGGACUUUUGCUAACUGCCGCCGGGGAGACGUUUUCAGGUGGCUGCCUUUUUGAUGAGCCGUACAGCACGUGUGGGUAUAGUCAAGCGGACGAUGACGACUUCAACUGGGAGCAGGUGAACACCUUGACCAAGCCGACGUCUGAUCCGUGGAUGCCUUCAGGCUCCUUCAUGCUGGUGAAUGCUUCUGGGAAACCCGAGGGCCAGCGGGCUCACCUGCUCUUGCCCCAGCUUAAGGAGAAUGACACCCACUGCAUUGAUUUUCACUACUUUGUGUCCAGUAAGAGUAACUCGGCCCCUGGGUUGCUCAGUGUCUAUGUGAAGGUAAAUAAUGGACCACUGGGGAACCCUAUCUGGAAUAUGUCUGGAGACCCAACCCGCACAUGGCACAGGGCAGAACUGGCCAUCAGCACCUUCUGGCCCAACUUUUACCAGGUGAUUUUUGAAGUGGUAACCUCUGGACACCAAGGCUACCUUGCUAUUGAUGAAGUGAAGGUGUUAGGACAUCCAUGCACUAGAACGCCCCACUUCCUGCGGAUUCAGAACGUGGAGGUGAAUGCCGGCCAGUUUGCUACUUUCCAGUGCAGCGCCAUAGGCAGGACGGUGGCUGGGGACCGGCUCUGGCUCCAGGGCAUUGAUGUCCGAGAUGCUCCUCUGAAGGAGAUAAAAGUGACUAGUACCAGAAGAUUCACAGCCUCAUUUAAUGUUGUCAACACGACCAAGAGAGAUGCUGGGAAGUACCGCUGCGUGAUUCGUACGGAAGGAGGUGUUGGGAUAUCAAACUAUGCGGAAUUGGUAGUUAAAGAACCACCUGUUCCCAUUGCUCCACCGCAACUUGCCUCUGUCGGAGCAACCUACCUGUGGAUACAGCUCAAUGCCAACUCCAUCAAUGGGGACGGACCCAUUGUGGCUCGUGAGGUCGAGUACUGCACAGCCAGUGGGAGCUGGAACGAUCGGCAGCCGGUGGAUUCCACAAGUUACAAAAUUGGCCACCUCGACCCAGACACAGAGUAUGAAAUCAGCGUGCUUCUCACCAGACCAGGGGAGGGUGGCACUGGAUCUCCUGGGCCAGCCCUGAGAACAAGAACCAAGUGUGCCGAUCCCAUGCGUGGCCCGAGAAAUCUGGAAGUUGUCGAAGUCAAGUCUCGGCAAAUCACCAUCCGCUGGGAGCCAUUUGGAUACAACGUAACCCGUUGCCAUAGUUACAACCUCACGGUACACUACUGUUACCAGGUGGGAGGACAGGAGCAGGUGCGAGAGGAAGUGAGCUGGGAUACGGAUAACUCCCACCCCCAGCAUACCAUCACCAACCUGUCCCCGUACACCAACGUCAGCGUCAAGCUCAUCCUCAUGAACCCCGAGGGCCGCAAGGAGAGUCAGGAACUCAUCGUGCAGACGGACGAAGACCUCCCAGGUGCUGUCCCCACUGAAUCCAUCCAAGGAAGUACUUUUGAGGAGAAGAUAUUUCUUCAGUGGAGGGAGCCGACACAAACAUACGGUGUCAUCACUUUAUAUGAGAUCACCUACAAAGCAGUCAGCUCCUUUGACCCAGAAAUUGAUUUAUCCAACCAAAGCGGAAGAGUUUCCAAGCUGGGAAAUGAAACCCAUUUCCUGUUCUUUGGCCUGUAUCCUGGAACCACGUACUCCUUCACCAUCAGGGCCAGCACAGCCAAGGGCUUCGGACCUCCGGCAACAAACCAGUUCACCACCAAAAUAUCAGCGCCGUCCAUGCCAGCGUAUGAAUUUGAGACACCUUUGAAUCAGACCGACAGUACGGUGACAGUGAUGCUGAAGCCUGCCCAAAGCAGAGGGGCACCUGUCAGCGUCUAUCAAAUAGUUGUGGAGGAGGAGCGUCCUCGGAGGGCCAAGAAGACAACGGAGAUUUUGAAGUGCUACCCAGUGCCGAUCCACUUCCAGAACGCCUCCCUCCUGAACUCGCAGUACUACUUCGCUGCCGAGUUUCCGGCAGACAGUCUCCAAGCCGCACAGCCCUUUACCAUUGGUGAUAACAGGACGUACAACGGCUACUGGAACACCCCCCUCCUCCCCCAUAAAAGCUACAGAAUUUAUUACCAAGCUGCUAGUAGAGCCAAUGGGGAAACAAAAAUUGACUGUGUCCGAGUGGCCACAAAAGGAGCCGUUACUCCAAAGCCAGUCCCCGAACCCGAGAAACAGACAGACCACACGGUUAAAAUUGCUGGAGUGAUCGCGGGCAUCUUGCUGUUUGUUAUCAUAUUUCUCGGAGUUGUGCUGGUCAUGAAGAAGAGGAAACUGGCCAAGAAGCGGAAGGAGACCAUGAGCAGCACCCGGCAGGAGAUGACUGUGAUGGUGAAUUCUAUGGACAAGAGCUAUGCUGAGCAAGGCACCAACUGCGAUGAGGCCUUUUCAUUCAUGGACACACACAACCUCAAUGGGAGAUCUGUGUCUUCGCCGUCCUCCUUCACGAUGAAAACAAACACGCUGAGCACGUCGGUGCCGAAUUCCUAUUACCCAGAUGAGACCCACACAAUGGCCAGCGACACCAGCAGCCUAGUGCAGUCCCACACGUACAAGAAGCGCGAGGCUACUGACGUGCCUUACCAGACCGGGCAGCUUCACCCGGCUAUCCGUGUGGCAGACCUCCUCCAACACAUCACUCAGAUGAAGUGUGCUGAGGGCUAUGGCUUCAAGGAGGAGUAUGAGAGCUUCUUUGAAGGACAGUCGGCACCCUGGGACUCCGCUAAGAAGGACGAGAACAGAAUGAAGAACAGAUACGGGAACAUCAUUGCAUACGAUCACUCGCGGGUGCGGCUGCAGAUGCUGGACGGAGACAACAAUUCCGACUACAUCAACGGCAACUACAUCGAUGGCUAUCAUCGACCCAAUCAUUAUAUCGCAACCCAAGGGCCCAUGCAGGAGACCAUAUAUGACUUCUGGAGGAUGGUGUGGCAUGAGAACACGGCAAGCAUCAUCAUGGUGACCAACCUUGUGGAAGUGGGAAGGGUAAAAUGCUGCAAGUACUGGCCAGACGACACUGAGAUCUACAAAGACAUUAAAGUGACUCUAAUAGAUACAGAGCUGCUGGCAGAAUACGUGAUAAGAACAUUUGCUGUGGAAAAGGGAGGGGCCGGAGGUGAAGCCAACGGCAGUGGCAGUCCGUCCAGAGAAGUGCCACAGAGGGGCAUCCAUGAAAUCCGAGAGAUCAGACAGUUUCACUUCACGGGUUGGCCGGAUCACGGGGUCCCCUACCACGCCACUGGUCUGCUUGGAUUUGUCCGGCAGGUCAAAUCCAAGAGUCCACCUAAUGCCGGCCCGUUGGUGGUACACUGCAGCGCUGGUGCAGGGAGGACGGGCUGCUUCAUAGUCAUCGACAUCAUGUUGGACAUGGCAGAAAGGGAAGGAGUGGUGGACAUCUACAACUGUGUCAGAGAGCUUCGAUCCAGGAGAGUCAACAUGGUGCAGACGGAGGAGCAGUACGUGUUUAUCCAUGAUGCGAUCCUGGAAGCCUGUCUCUGUGGAGACACCUCCAUCCCUGCUUCCCAAAUCAGGUCUCUGUAUUACGACAUGAACAAAUUGGACCCACAGACAAACUCAAGCCAAAUUAAAGAGGAAUUCCGGACUCUCAACAUGGUGACUCCCACCCUGCGAGUGGAGGACUGCAGCAUCGCGCUCCUGCCCCGGAACCACGAGAAAAACCGCUGCAUGGACAUCCUGCCUCCGGACCGCUGCCUGCCCUUCCUCAUCACCAUCGACGGCGAGAGCAGCAACUACAUCAACGCAGCCCUGAUGGACAGCUAUAAGCAGCCGUCGGCAUUUAUAGUCACCCAGCAUCCUUUGCCAAACACUGUCAAAGACUUCUGGCGGCUGGUCUUGGAUUAUCACUGCACGUCGGUCGUCAUGCUCAACGAUGUGGAUCCUGCCCAGUUGUGUCCACAGUACUGGCCAGAAAAUGGAGUGCACAGACAUGGCCCCAUCCAGGUGGAAUUUGUGUCUGCGGACUUGGAGGAAGACAGCAUCAGUAGGAUCUUCAGGAUUUACAACGCCUCCAGACCCCAGGAUGGGCAUCGGAUGGUUCAGCAGUUCCAGUUCCUGGGCUGGCCGAUGUACAGGGACACGCCCGUGUCCAAGCGCUCCUUCCUGAAGCUCAUCCGUCAAGUAGACAAGUGGCAGGAGGAAUACAACGGCGGGGAAGGCCGCACAGUCGUACAUUGCUUGAAUGGAGGGGGGCGCAGUGGCUCAUUCUGCGCCAUCAGCAUUGUCUGCGAGAUGCUCCGACACCAGAGAACCGUGGAUGUCUUCCAUGCCGUGAAGACGCUGAGGAACAACAAGCCCAACAUGGUGGACCUCCUGGAUCAGUAUAAGUUCUGCUAUGAGGUGGCCCUGGAGUACUUGAAUUCUGGCUGAGCGUACGAGCAGCUCUGCAGGGGAGUACCUUCCUACCACAGAGUCAAGACGUUCUGUGGUGUCCGUGAUGAUGAGAUGAAUUGUCAGUAUGCUUAUUUUGCUUUGCAUAAUUGGCUCUUUUUAAGAGCUCAAGAAAGUGUUUCUAAAACUGCUUGCACUGCCCAGUUCCCUGUACUGCUGCUGCGUGACCAACACACAGCAGACAGUCACCAGAGACUGUUCUCCUCGCCACUGGCCUUGUUAGAGCAGCACAGACAUCUGGUCAACGGAAGAGCACAAUUAUAUUCUUAUGAAGGAAUUUGUACUUUUGGGGUUAUUUUUCCUUUUGUGGCUGUGACCCUUUGUCAUUGUUACAACUGAGUGUAUGUUUUGUUCUGUGGAGAAUGCUACCUGGCAUUAUGAUAAUAUAUUCUUUUAGUUAAUAUUUGUAUUUUAACAUGUUGCAUAAUAUAAGAUUAUAUAGCUUUCAAGGACUAACAGAUAAAGAUGUAAUGAACAAAGACACAGUUGUAUGAGUUGUUUCUAGCGGAUUUGUAUCGUUCAAAGAGAAAAGCUGGGGAGGCCUCCGUUCAGAAAUGUAACGUGGUUAGAGUCACAGAUCCAAAGCUUUUCCAUUUGUUUAUAUUGUAAAUAUUUUUUGAUUUCAUCAAAUUAUUUAUUCAUUAAAAGAAAUUUUGUGAUGCA